AUCUAAAUCCCUCUGUUUUCUGAGGACUACCUCAAGUAAGGACGCACGGGGAUUCUCUUUUCUUUUUUUUUUUACCCAACUGCACAACCAAAACGUCUUGUUUGCUCUGCUGUCCUGAUUCACAGCGCAGACUCCUCUCACCAUAAGCGCUGAGAGGAUGCAACAUCUACAUGAAGGCUGCAGCUCCGCACUUCCCUAGAACAAGCAAGGCUGAGGAGAAAUGACUUUAUGUGAGCACGGGAACGGGCUUUUCCUGCGACACAUGCAUCUGUAACUGUGGUCUUUUGUGGAGAAACAUUUUGGUGCAGGGCACCCAGAGGAUACUACUACCAGCCUACUACCACUGCUUGCAUUUGCACAAAGAAGCGCGUCUGCUUGGAUUUAAGCUGCAGUCUACUUCACACUAACUGCAUUGGCACAACUGUAAGAGAAGAUGUAUCCAUCAUGAAACUAUGCGCCGACUGCUUUUCUCAUGAACUCUGUUGCGGACCUGCAGACUUACAUCCACAAGUGGAGCCUUUUUUUAACCCCCCCACCCCCCACCACCCCUGUCUUUCAGCCACAGAUAAUAUCACUUCACAACUACAAUGAGACAACGUGGUGGGCUAACUAGAGCAAAUGUUGCCUGUAGAAGUGCAGUGAGAGAGCAGGACAGUGACUUCCAGAGGAAACCUGCAAACGAGUGAAUGCCGUCUCUGAUGUGGAGCUUGUCGCUGUCCGACGCGCGAGUGGUGCUGAAAUUUGGAUGAUGCCUGGCCAGCGACUGCAAGGCUGCCGCUCCCUGCACUUCAACGAGGACAACGGCCGCUUCGUGCUGCUCGCCGUCCUCAUCAUACUGUACCUGCUGUGCGGCGCUGCGGUCUUCUCGGCCAUAGAGAGGCCCUCGGAGCUGCGGGCUCACGGCCGCUGGAACGGGACGCUCCUCAACUUCAGCGAGACCUUCAACAUCAGCCUGCAAGACCUCAACUCCUUCCUGCGGGAGUACGAGGCUGCCAUCGCCGCCGGGAUCCGGGCUGAUGCUCUGAGGCCACGAUGGGAUUUUACAGGGGCUUUUUAUUUUGUUGGAACUGUGGUGUCGACUAUAGGUUUUGGGAUGACAACACCUGUGACAGUUGCAGGCAAGGUGUUCCUGAUCUUUUACGGGCUUCUGGGCUGUGCUGCCACCAUCCUCUUCUUUAACCUUUUCCUGGAGCGCAUCAUCACACUGCUGGCCGUGGUGAUGAAGGCUGUGAGGGAGCGGCGAAUCAGGAACAGUGGUAUCCUUCCACCAGGCAUCCGCCAUGAUUUCUCAGCCUACUCCCUCCCAGGCUGGAAGCCGUCUGUGUACCAUGUGAUGCUGAUUCUUGGCCUGUCAGCCAUCACUAUCUCCUGCUGUGCAUCAGCCAUGUACACCCCCGUGGAGGGUUGGGCGUACUUGGACUCGCUCUACUUCUGCUUUGUCACCUUCAGCACCAUCGGCUUUGGGGACUUCGUCAGCAGCCAGACCGCGGCUUACGAAUACCAAAGCCUCUACAGGGUCGCCAACUUCCUCUUCAUGCUAAUGGGUGUGUGUUGCAUCUACUCGCUCUUUAACGUCAUCUCUAUUGUCAUCAAGCAGGUGCUCAACUGGAUGCUGGAGAAAAUGAGCUGCUUGUUUUGCCAGCGCUGCAAUAAGGCCAACGCCUUCCUGGGCAGACGCAAUGCCAUCCGCCCGGGCUCCAAGCGUCGCAAGGGUCGGCUUGGCAAGCCGCCCGACUCUGAUGGACCUUGUGACAGUGACACUGAGGGGCGCAGACUAUCGGGGGAGAUGAUCUCUAUGAAAGACCUGGCAGCCUCCAACAAGGUGUCGCUGGCCCUCAUGCAGAAGCAGCUGUCUGAGUCGGCCAACGGAUAUCCCAGGACAGUCUGUGGCAGCUCACGCCAUAAUGGUUUCUCUGGGGGGGUUGGCGCCCUCGGUAUCAUGAACAACAGGCUGGCAGAGACAAGUAACUCCAGGUAGAGGGUAGAGGACCUAGUGAGAUAGGAAACAAAUCAUGGGAGCUCUUUAUUCUCAUACUGUGUAACAAACCCAGAGGUUUAUCGCCAUAGAAAAAAUAUUGGAUUGCCAGUGUACCUUGUUAUGCAUGAUUUUUUUUGGAUACUUGUGGAAUUACAAGCCUGUGGUGAUAAUACAGGUAAAUGAUGGUGAUGGUGAUGGUUUUGGUGAUGAUGAUGGCAUGAAGAGAGAACCUCAGAGUCGACUAAAAAAAAAAAAAAACUUAAGUUGAUGUGGAAGCGUGGGGACCACCCAUCGCCCAUUUCAUUAACCUCAAACCCAACCCAGAACAAAACCACUGAAUAUCUCUUAAAUAUCAGUGUUAGUCUGCAGAGGAAAUAGUCUGUUAUACACGCUCAAUAUAUCGGACUGAAAUGUUGUACUGUAAAAGAGCCAAGGGAAGCAUACAGUGUAACCUUUACUGUUUGGGGGGUUUUGCCAGUUUAUUUGAAUGUACAUAUUGAAUGCUGAUAGAAACAUGACAAGCGUAAUCACUGAAUGAUAUAGCACAUACUGAUCUAUGCAUUAUACUUCUCAUGCAUUUCUUUGCACCAUGUAUAGACCUUCUAUCGAUUUGGCAAAUCCCAUUCCUUCUUGACAUGGGUCAAGUUUUUUCCCUCAGGUGAUUAAUGUCAUUUCUGGGGGCAAGUGUGGAAAGAGGAGUUUCUAAGUGUGGCCGUGAUGUAGCUGAUUUCGACAGGGCUGUAGUGAGGGGAGGUUUUAAAUUGCACCACAAUAAGGGGCUACAAAGAGUAGUUUCAGAUUCCUCGAGAUGGAGAUAAGAGCAGUGUUGAAGAAUGAAAAUCCAUUCGUCACGAGAAAGGAACUGGCCUUUUUUACUCAGUUGAGAACUGCUUUGCUGGUUUUAAACCGUUGACUUGAAGGCACCGUCCAACUCUUUCUCUAUGUUCUUUUUCAAGUUUAUAGCCAUCUGCAAGGAAAACAAAUGAUAAAGGCUUUCAAUGUAUUAAUUACACUUUGAAUGCAGAAUGUAGACUUAUGUAUUUGUAAAACAGAAUAAAUGAAAAGUUAGUUAAUGUUUGUUUGUAGUGAAAUAUGAGGGAGUGGGGGGAGAUGGAGAAGGAAGCAAAAUACGGAUAGUUUCAUCCCGCAGGCACAUUAUGUUAAAUGAUGCAGAUUGAAAGUAGCUGGGUCAAUCUCAGAUGCUGCAGUGGAAAACAAAACCCUAAAGGAUUCUCUCACUUGCAUUGAAUUAUCUCUUGUGGAAUUUUUUUUUUGUUUUCCUCAGACUUCUUUGCAGACGCGUGGCUCUCACUGUAAAACAAAGCUUGAUCAAAAAUUCUGCAGAGGCUGAUUUCAGCGUAAAUGUGUAGCCAAGGUUUAACGGAUGGAGGGUGUAUGCGGAGGAUACAGUGCUGCCCUGUCAGGCUUCACGAUCAAUGUCCAUGUUGCCAGUAACUAUCUCUUCCAAGGCAUCUGUGAUUUAAAGCCGCGUGAUGGUGUUUGAUGUUCGUAAACAGCAAGACAGAGAAGAAGACGCUGGUAGUCAAACCGUCAGGGAGACGGUGAUGAAAGAAGAGAACUAGAGAGGGGGGCUGGUGACAGCAGCAGAGGUAGAAGAGGAGGUGUGUUAAUCGACUCCCUUCAGUUCCAAAUUCAUACCCAUUAUAAAUCAACAGCCUCUCGCAGCCAAGGGCUCAACUUUUCCUGGCAUCUAUCUUCAGCAUCUAAUAUCAUCCCAGGUCGCUCACUUCUUUUUUUCCUGUCAUCUCUGCAUUCAUUUCACACACACUGCACCAAAACCCGCCUGCUUCCUUUUACUUGCAGAUCUUGGCUCUCUCCUCACGCUCAUCACCCUUACACUGUGAAUAUCAGACAUGUCAUAAAUGUGUGUAUAUAUAUAUACAUAUAUAUAUGUAUAUAUAUAUAUGUAUAUUUAUAUAUAAAUAUAGCGCUGGAACAUCUUAAAAAGCGCUUUUACAAUAAGGCUUGACUGGAUCUGGGUCUUUACUUUGUUGAUUUUCAUCAUUUCAGAGCAUAGAGCUGAAUAAUUUCCUUUACUCCCCAGUCUCACCAAGAGGAAUAGAGAAAAUGACUCAGGUAGUUAAAUCUUCAGGCUUGUCUUAGUUUUUCCUGCAUGCCAUUAUGGUAAAGCCAUACAAGAUAGAUGUAUAUAAAACAGAGGACUCUUUAAAGUCUAUUUUUCUACAUACAGCUUUCAGAUAUCUACACGUGGAAGACUGACAAAGUCUCACUGUCAUGUCUCUUACACAAUCAGUCAACAGAUUGAUGAGAUGCAGCAUUUAGAGCUUGACUAAACUCUACAAAUACGGAUAUUAGAGUCACAAAGUGAACACAAGGUUUUUCAGGUGUGAAAGAAUAUUUUGAGAGUUUUGGAAAUACUCAUAUUCGCUUUGUUGCAGACAGCUAGAUGAGAGGAUUGAUACCACUCUCAUAUCAGUGUGGUAAAUAUGGAGUAGGAGCUGGUUAGCUUAGCAUAAAGAUGGGAGCUAUUUAGUCGUAAACCCACAUUGAGUGUUUUUUACUCUUUGCUGUUUGUACAGUUUGAACAGACGAGAUAUACUGUGAUGAUUUGUUAUCAUUAGAUUAAAUGGUCGGCAGAUUAUCUUUGGACAGAGCCAGGUUAGGGUUAGGCUGUUUCCCCCAGUUUAGGGUAUUUAUGCUAUGGAAAAACUAGCUACACUUUCCUGACAGUAACCUCCUGGAGUCUCCGCUGGUUACCUAGCAACUGGUGACAUCCCCCACCCCCUAACCCCCCCUCGUAAAACAGCGAAUUGUGGAGAUGUAAUGUGUUGCGGUUUCCUCCAGUUUCCUGUCUUUAUGCUAUGCUAACUUCCUGGCUAUGUGCUUAGAUAAUACAAUCUGCCUAGCAGCACAUCUGAAGCUCACUAAUCAACACAUUAUACCUCAAUGUCUAGUUUUAUGACUAUCCAGCUGUUGCCCCAGUUUUCUGUCUUUAUGCAAAGCUAAGCUAACCGGCUGCUGGCUGUAGCUUCAAUAAUAGCCUAUGUGUAUUUCCUAAAAUGUCAAUUUAUUCCUUCAACAAUUCCCAACAGAGAAGCUCAUGAGCAGCAGAGUGAGCGUAUAUUGGCAAUGAUGAUAUGAAGCUGGCAUCGCCGGGGGGGGGGGGGGGGGUCAUGUGUUGCCACACUGUUUUUAUCUGUGACAUUGCAGCCAUAGAAAAGUGUCAAACCCUGAGACAUUUGAGGAGGAGUAUGGGCUUGCUGUAGCAAAUGACAUACUGUAGUUUGAAUUCAGUGGUGUUUCCCUGCUGUAGUAUUUCACGAAGGGAGGGAGUUUUGCUGGCACAUCUCUACAAUAAUGAUUCUUGAAUGGCGUUAUAUGUGAACCUUCAUUUUCCCUCUGAGGCUUAAGGUGACAGUGGCAGAGGUUUCAGGAUUGCUUACUGAUUUUUAAAAGCCCCUCCUGCCAUCAGCUGCAUCAUAUCCUCAACCUUACUUUUGACAAGGAGCAUGUGUGUGUGUGUAUGCAUAUGUGUGUCCAAACCAGUGUGUAAAAGACUGAUAAUGAGAAUUAAGGGACUGUGAAUGUUAUCUUAAAUGCUUCCCUAAACAUAGGUCCCCCAGAAGUUAUUUGACUCAGUAUAAUAUCCAUUAAAAUGUAUUUUCCUUAAGCCUGAAAUACAUCAAGCUUUUAAGACAUUGAAUAUAGUAUUUAGAGUAAUGUUUGCUCACCUAAAAUGCAUGCGUGUCUUGAAAUCAAUUGCCUUACUUUAGUCCUUGCAUAUUACAAAAAGGUUCCUUAUUGAAAAGAUUAUAGUGAUUAGAGCUUGUGUGUUGUACUAUACAAUCCUUUUGCAUUUUGCAAAAUUGAUCUCCAUUGAUUGCAAUGGUUUUAACUGCUCCACUGUCCUCUGUGUCUUCUGUAAGAGGAGAUAGGCGGUCUUAGGAUUCCCUGUAUGUUUGUGUUAUCAGCAGAAAUGCCUCUUUGAUGUGAUAUCACUGAUUUUUCUUUUUAGUGUAAUUAAUUGCUCUCAUGUUCUCAUCCAACACAAAAUUAGACUGAAGUGAUGCAAAAUUUAUAGCCCACACUAUUUGUACAUAAUAAGGGUGAACAUAGCAGACUUGGAUCACAGCACUGUGUAAAGUUGUCAGCAUUCAUUUAAUCUUAAAUUGUUAAAAUCAACACUGCCAGUGUUUAUUCCACUCAACACAUAUUCUACUGUAUUCACACUGGAAAUUCUGCUCUGUAGUCAACAGCACUUUGACUGUAAAAUAGCUCCAUUAAAAUGUCAUGCUCCAUAGCUGUUACAAGCCCCAUAAUAAAACAAUUUGUUUGAAAUAAGCAGAGACUGGAGAUGUUGUUAGUGGUGAUCUCGAAGGCUGUUGAUGGUGCUAAUGGCAUUAUCAUUUAUUCAGCAAUGCUAUUAUUAUUUUGUGAUCACAGUAUGAUUCACAACACUGUGCUUGCUCUCCACUUUCCUCUGAGGAAGAGUGCGUGAACUCUUUUGUAUUUUGACAUUGUUAACACUGCUCGUUUCAGGAACAAAAUAUAUUUAUACUAAUUUGGCUGGAGCAAACUGGAAAUGGCUGUUACCAGCGGGCAGGUAAACAGCUGAGUGGCUCGGUAACAGGAUGAUGUAUUACAGCUGUGCUUGGCUGCUUCUGAUCUUUAACAAGAGUCACAUUGUUGGCUUUGAUCUGGAUCUUGAUUUCCGAAACCGCAGGACAUAUGUGCCUGGUGUUUUUCAUUAUAUAUAUAUGAAGACGGAUGAUAUGGAGCCACAAACUACAGAGAUCUCAAUUCAAAAGCUGCUUCAGGUGUCUGUAAUCCACAGUUAUGUUGAGCUUUGCCUCUAUCAACAUCUACAGCUACACCUUGGUGUGUAUCUCAUGUUGCUUGCAUUGUGGUGUAACAUCCAGUUAAUGUAUGCAAAUUAAUUCUGUUUGCAAGUUGCACAUUUAUACCAAUGAUUGUACUUUUAUAUUUAUGUAAUUAAAAGUAAAACCUACAUGAAACAAGAGGGGGUUCCAUUAAACACUGAUAUUUACUGAU
This is a messenger RNA of Seriola aureovittata, 7012 nucleotides long. RefSeq names its product potassium channel, subfamily K, member 12 (gene kcnk12). Gene Ontology annotation, cellular component: membrane. Gene Ontology annotation, biological process: stabilization of membrane potential; potassium ion transmembrane transport. Lineage: Eukaryota; Metazoa; Chordata; Actinopteri; Carangiformes; Carangidae. The record is from RefSeq and is a predicted model, not a curated record. The transcript is spliced from 2 exons. The coding region runs from base 746 to 1978 and encodes 410 amino acids. Gene Ontology annotation, molecular function: potassium ion leak channel activity.